ACUCUGUAAAGACGAAGAAAGGAAUUAGGGUUUUCAUUCAACAUUCAAUAAUACGUUGACAAAUAAAAAUUUUCCUAUUUUUUGCGACAAUGAAGAAUCGGAAUCCGAGCGAAAAUGGAAAUGGGAACCGAAGUAUGAUGAGCGGCCCAAAACCGAUGACAAUGAAGAAGAAAAAGAACAUGAAUCGACUGGGAGGAACUGGAAGCGGUCUCUCGCUUCAAGCGUUUGCUAAUGCCAAAUCCACCAACAAUAACUACAAUCCCGCGUUAAUAAAGAAGAAAAGGGAGUUCUAUAAAAAUGCUAAGUAUGUUAACAGGUAUAAGAAGUCAUUAAAGCAACAAAAUCAGGGGAAGAACGAUCUUCCUUCAUCCCCAAGAAUCCCAGAGGAUGAGAAUGAAGACAGUAAUGGUAGUAGGACAAACAAAAUGAAGAAUUCGAAGACGAGGAGGAAUAGUUAUCACAGUUUGAAAGAAGUGUAUGAGAAGCAGUGGGAGGAGAAAGAGAAGGCAAGGAUAGAGAGGGAGGCAACUAUUCAAGCAAAGAAGGAACAUAGGGAGAAAGCUGAAGCCCAGAGGAAGGUAGAAAGGAAGGAGAUGUUCAAAAAGACAAGACAUGGUCAGCCAAUAAUGAAAUAUAGAAUCCAGCACCUCUUGCAGUCUAUACAGAGUUCACCUAGUGGUGCCUCGGGUAAUACAAAUUAGUGAUGUGAAACGCGUUAUUUGUUGUUUUGUCCUUCAUUUUAGUGCUUACGGUAGCUGGUACAUAGAACAUGUGAAACAGUGCAGUUUUCCAAUGUAGUUUUAAGUACCCGAAAGUGAGGAUUUUCUUCAUACUGCUAAAUAGUUAUGAAUGUCAAGUAAAUGUCCAUUAUGGUGAAUCACGGUGACGGAUCCACGCAUAUACUUGCCCACCCUGAAAUCUAAGUUUUAUUUGGU
Messenger RNA from Hibiscus syriacus, 935 nucleotides. Its product is annotated as rRNA-processing protein FYV7-like. NCBI's taxonomy places the organism in Eukaryota, Viridiplantae, Streptophyta, Magnoliopsida, Malvales, Malvaceae. The transcript is spliced from 3 exons. Bases 90 to 701 code for a protein of 203 amino acids. The record is from RefSeq and is a predicted model, not a curated record. Gene Ontology annotation, cellular component: nucleus.